UUCGGCUUUAUCUCGACUUAAAGGAGACGCAACAAAGAGCGACAGCGGAGGGCCCUGCUAACAGCGUGGCUUACUAUAGCUUUAAGAACUUUAAAUAGGCUCUGGGUCUUUAAAAUGAAUUUUGCACAGUUAUUAUAGGGAGAAUAGACUAAGUUUAAGAUUUACGCUACUUGCAUUUUUGCACCAAAUUUGCAAAGGAAGUACGAGCGUCCACUAAAUAUGUUUGCCAAUCGUAUCGGGGCGGUUAGCCAGCCAACAUUUUUCAUAAUUAAUGCCUCCUCUUUAUUUCACACUACGAUUCAAUUUGUUGAGAAUUUCUGAGGUUUUCGGAAAUAAGAGGAAAAAACUUCGGUAGUGAUGGAGCCGCAGCUCUCGAGCAACAAAGAGGAGACGGAGAGCGAGACGGCCAUAGAGAAAUCCGCGGGGCAGAGUACCGCAUCCAGCCCGUGCAGGGCAUCCAGAGGACGCGGAGACGGGUGCUUCAACACCGAAGUGACCUGCCCACCCGAAACCAACGGAGCCGCGACAAGCGCCACGGGAUCAGGAAGGGUUUUACGGGACAGGUCAACGCGGACGAUCCCCGUGUGGAGGCAGACUGACAUCAGCGAGGACCUGGCUGAAGUGUCACGGGACGCGUCAGGGAACCGCCGGAGGAAAGCGAAGUGCCCGCGGCGCAGGAAGAGCCCAGCAGCCGCCGCAGCCUCAUCGGAUGCGGGCAAAGACAGCGGCGGAGACUGCGACCUGCUGGAUGAGUUUGAAGAAAACAAGGAUGCGCUGGUUAAUCGAGCGGCCCGCGGCCGACGGGUGCAGGUGCGCUCAGGGGCCCGCACCUGCCGGGGCUCGCCUAGGACUGUGUUUAAAAGUGAGCCAGAAAUGGACGUUGACUAUGUGGAAGCCAAUAAAGCAGUCGAAAAGACAGGAACAAGUGUGGAGAAGAAGGAAGAGGAGAGCAUGGAUGAUGAUGUUGUGGAAGAAGAAGAAUGUCCGUUUGUGGAUGAUCCGAAAGAUGAAAACUACAGACCCCAGUCAAAUAGGAUACCCAGUGUCAGACGUCAGGAUAAACACAGCACAAUGACGGACAGCAGCUCAGACAGUGAUGAAGCAGAGAGCAGCUCACAAAUACCACAUGAGGGAGAGGAAACCAUCAGCAGCGAUGAAGACGUCCCAUUUAGAGAUGACUUGAAUGACCAGAGCUACGAUCCCAAGGAUUUUUCUAAGUCUAAGAGGAGACCUCAUACUAGACUGAAGGAGAAGAAAGACAAGCCUACAGUGCAAGAGACGCCAACAGAGCAGGAGACCGAGAUCAAAACUGAAGGAGGGGAAACCACAGAGGAGCAGACUAGGGCUGAAGUGGAGGAAGGUGCUGAGCCACCCAGAAAAAGAGGGCGCAGAAGGAAAGAUGAUAAAAGUCCUCGUCUUCCUAAGAGAAGGAAAAAACCACCAGUGCAGUAUGUCCGUUGUGAAAUGGAAGGAUGUGGUACAGUUCUGGCUCAUCCACGCUAUUUACAGCAUCACAUUAAAUACCAACACCUGAUGAAGAAAAAGUACGUCUGCCCUCACCCCACCUGCGGAAGACUCUUUCGGCUGCAGAAACAAUUGCUCCGCCAUGCCAAGCACCACACAGAUCAGAGAGACUAUAUCUGUGAGUUUUGUGCUCGCGCCUUCAAGAGUUCUCAUAACCUGGCUGUGCAUCGCAUGAUACACACCGGAGAGAAGCCACUACAGUGUGAAAUCUGUGGAUUCACCUGCCGUCAGAAGGCCUCCCUCAACUGGCACAUGAAGAAGCACGAUGCUGAUGCCACCUACCAGUUCUCCUGCAGCAUCUGCGGCAAGAAAUUCGAGAAGAAGGACAGUGUGGUGGCUCACAAAGCCAAGAGCCACCCUGAGGUGCUCAUUGCAGAGGCCUUGGCCGCCAAUGCUGGAGCCCUCAUCACCACUCCUGCAGGGGUCACCACCCUUCUGGAGACCAACACCGGCUCUGGGCAGACCGAGCAGGGGGUCUCUGAGACCCGAGGAAGCUCUACGGUGCCAGCAGGGCAAGUGGCUCCAGUGACACAUGUGGGUCCAGUGAUGGUUGUGGACCAAAAUCACCCACUGCACUCCAUGCAGGUUCCAGUGACCCUGGCCUUGUCAUCAACAGAAGAAAACAACACUCCCCUUCAGCAGACCUCCUCUCACUCUCUGCAGAUGCCACUACAGUUUGUUUCUUCACCUGUUUCACAGCAGCAGCAACAACAAAUUCAACAGCACCCCCUCCACCCCUCUGUCACCAGCAUCUCCCAACAGGCCACUCUGGUCCAGCAGCUGCCCGUUCAGUCCUACAGCCAACAAUCCCCCAUCGUCCACAUGGCCUUCAGGGCCCUUCCUCAGCAGCAGCUCCCAAUGGUUUCUGUUGCACAGCAGAUGCCCCUUCAAACCACCCAGUCACAUCAAAACCAAGCCCUCCCUCGACUCUCAAGCCACCACCAAGCUCCCAAUACUCCCCUCCUCUCCCAAAACCUGCCCAAGGCACUAUCCGACUGCAGGAGUGGUUUGGGAUUUCGAAGCGAUCCGAGCUCCUCUUCAUCUACAUCUACUCAGUCUUCCAUUACGCCCUCGGAGACUAGACAGGUGAUCUGGGAGGCAGACGGGACUAAUGAGAACGGGGCUGGGGAUUGGGUGGCAGGCGGAGAGGGGGAGGAGCAAAGCAUUACGGACAGUUCUGGCAACCAGAUACAGCGCGUACUGUUGCAGUGAAGGAAGUUGAAGACAUGGAGGAAAGCCAGAUGACUCUUACUUGUCGCCCUCCUAUACACCUUGAAGUUAAAUAUAUAGAGUCAUAAAUAUAUAUUGUAUGUAAUCGCAUUAACUUUUUGGUAGCUUUGUAGAAAUGUCUGUACCAGGGAGAUCGUGUUUGAGCUGUUGUCAUUGUUCAUUUUGUAUAUAAACCGUUAUAGAUCCCUCCAACAACAA
Molecule: messenger RNA, 2952 nt
Organism: Danio rerio (zebrafish)
Lineage: Eukaryota; Metazoa; Chordata; Actinopteri; Cypriniformes; Danionidae
Source: RefSeq, a predicted model, not a curated record